Homalodisca vitripennis (glassy-winged sharpshooter) is the source of this 951-nucleotide messenger RNA. RefSeq lists its product as uncharacterized. The transcript is spliced from 2 exons. The record is from RefSeq and is a predicted model, not a curated record. The coding region runs from base 101 to 466 and encodes 121 amino acids. Lineage: Eukaryota; Metazoa; Arthropoda; Insecta; Hemiptera; Cicadellidae.
AGAAUAACCUAAGUGAUAACAUGUAACGAUUCAGUCAAGGUUCGGAUAGAUCUCAAGAGUGAAGCAGUGAGUGAGCAGUGAAUAUCCACAUAUAGCCACCAUGUAUCUGGUGACACAUAUUUUCCUAAUAUGUAUGCUUUGGGGGAGCUGCAUCUUAAUCUCCAAUUUGCAAGUGGCAGAAGCUUUACCCAUCAUUUCCAGAGAAGAAAUUCUCCACCAUAUUGAAAUACCUGAUCAACAUGACCCACUGCGGAAAUUCGAAAAAUCAGACCGAACGGAUCCUUCAAGACAAAGUAUAACGUCUCACAUAUUUCUUCACCACAUUGCUCGGCGCAGAGUUCCACAAUCAUCAUAUUCGUAUGUUCCCCCUAUCAAUGAGACAAUGGUGGUGGAUGUUAGUCAUUUACCCAACCCACCCACAGAAUUGCCCCCACCAACAUUACUAACUUUGUCAAAGGACACUUAAGUAAUACAUCGCGAGGAGGUUUUUACGACUUAUUGAUAUUAUUAAUUACUAUUAGAUACCAUUUUAUACUAAGAUUUUUAUCAUAUUUCACACAUAUAUAUAUAUAUAUAUAUAUAAUAUAUAUAUAUAUAUAUAUAUAUACACAAUCAAAAUACAAAAAAGAACAGAAGGCUGCACUUUAUGUUCCAAAUAUUACGAUAAACGGUUUAUAGGAUUUUUUUAAAGAAUAUUUAUAUUGGAACCAAAUUUCCACACCACAUAUAUUCUGUAAAAAUACCAUUGAUCGUUGUAAAGAUAAUACCAUAUGUGAAAAUUAUAACGUUAGCUUAAGUUUAUGAGAUAUAUUAUACUGUGUAAUUUAGAUAAUUAGACAAUUUUACUUACAUUCUUUUAUUCAUAAUCCAAUAGUCUUACCGUAAGAAAAUAAAUACGAGUAUGUUCAUAAUUAUACGAAAUCAGGAUAUUAAUAAAUUCAAUAUAAUGUU